Messenger RNA from Geosmithia morbida, 1839 nucleotides. RefSeq names its product Amino acid permease. NCBI's taxonomy places the organism in Eukaryota, Fungi, Ascomycota, Sordariomycetes, Hypocreales, Bionectriaceae. Bases 1 to 1839 code for a protein of 612 amino acids. Gene Ontology annotation, biological process: amino acid transmembrane transport. The record is from RefSeq and is a predicted model, not a curated record. Gene Ontology annotation, molecular function: L-amino acid transmembrane transporter activity. Gene Ontology annotation, cellular component: membrane. The transcript has a single exon.
AUGGACAGCAAGACAAAGAUCGCAGGCUUCCUGGACAAGAUCAAGCCCCGGAGUGGCAAGCAAGCCGCUCCCAACGGUCAGGGACACCAGUCAGACAGCGACACUUCUGUCAUUCGCGAUGGCGAUCUCGCUUUCGUCCGCCAGACAGCCGAGAAUGGCACGUCUGCCUACCAGGAGGCCGUGGGGGCGCCCGUUGAGGCGCGCUCGCCGCUAGGCUACCAUGUCAACUGGCUCACCAUCAUCUUCCUCAACGUCAACCACAUGGUGGGCACCGGUGUCUUCUCCACGCCGGGCACCAUCCUCAAGCUCACGGGGUCCGUCGGCUUGGCCCUGGUCUACUGGGUCAUCGGGCUCAUCCUGGCCAUCGCCGGUCUCGGCGUUCACAUGGAGUUCACCAGCUACUUCCCCAACCGCAGCGGUUCCGAGGUCGUCUGGCUCGAGCAGAGCUACCCGCGACCCAAGCACUUCUUCCCCAUCGCCUUUGCCGUCCAGACCGUCCUCCUAUCCUUCAGCAGCAGCAACGCCAUCGUGCUGUCCACCUACCUCUGGCGCAUGGCUGGGCGCGACCCCGGCCCCUGGGAGCUCAAGGGCGUCGCCAUCGCCGCCUACACCGUGGCCGUCAUCUGCGUCAUCGCGCACAACAAGUACUCUUAUUGGGCUAUCAACGGCAUCGGUGCCCUGAAGCUGCUCCUCAUGACCUUCAUCGCCAUAUCGGGCCUCGUCAUCCUCGGCGGUCAUGUGUCCAAGAUCGAGAACCCGGGCUCCAACUUUGCCAACGGCCAUGGGUUUGACGGGACGACGUCGAGUGGUUACAACCUAUCCCAGGCCAUGGUCAACAUCUCGUUCGCCUUCUCCGGGUGGCAGAACGCCUUCAGCAUGGCCAACGAGAUCAGGAACCCCAUUCCGACUCUCAAGAAGAACGCCACCGCGUCCCUGCUCAUCGUCUUCGUCCUCUACUUCCUUUGCAACGUCGCCUACUUCGCCGCCGUCCCCAAGGAGGUGUUCAUGGAGUCGGACCAGCUGGCGGCCGCCGUGUUUUUCCGCACUGCAUUUGGCAAAAAGGCCGAGUCGGCCCUCAACUUCUGCGUGCUUCUCAGCUCCUUUGGUAACCUGCUUGCCGUCCUCAUCCAGCAGUCACGGCAGAUCCGCGAGAUUGCGCGCCAGGGCGUGCUCCCCUGGACGGAGUUCUGGGUCUCUACCAAGCCGUUCGGCACUCCUCUCGGUCCCUACCUCCUCAAGUGGUUCGUCACUUUCAUCAUGAUCCUGGCGCCCCCGGCAGGUGACGCCUUCCAGUUUGUUGUCAGUCUGAAGACGUACCCCGAGGCCAUCUUCCACGUCGCCAUGGGCAUCGGUCUGAUCAUUCUCCGCCGCCGCCGUGACCGCUCCGGCACACCGCCGUCCAGCUUCAGGGCCUGGUGGACCAUUGUCGGUCUGUAUGUACUCUCCCAGCUCUAUCUCCUCAUCAUGCCUUGGAUCCCUCCGGAGGGUGGCAUAUAUGACGGCACCGUGAGCUUCUUCUAUGCUACCUACAUGAUUGUCGGCAUCGGCAUCAUUGGCUUGUGCGGCGCCUAUUACUAUCUCUGGAUGGUCGCUCUUCCCCGUUGGCGCAAGUACACCAUCCGGUCGCAAGUGGUUGAUAUCAGCGACAACGGUGCCAACACCCACCGCCUCGUGCGCGUGCCUAAUGCCGAAGUGGCCGAGUGGGAUGCCACUCACGACGAACUUGGCCGCGAGGUGCGUCAGAGACGUCGUGGGGAUGGAAGCAUUGAUCUGGUGCACGAGGACCCUGAAGGGUCCAAUUUGAAGGUCAGCUCUACUCAAAGCAUCUCAAAGGUCUGA